Messenger RNA from Biomphalaria glabrata, 1916 nucleotides. RefSeq names its product glutathione S-transferase 4-like. The record is from RefSeq and is a predicted model, not a curated record. Gene Ontology annotation, molecular function: glutathione transferase activity. The transcript is spliced from 8 exons. Gene Ontology annotation, biological process: glutathione metabolic process. NCBI's taxonomy places the organism in Eukaryota, Metazoa, Mollusca, Gastropoda, Planorbidae. The coding region runs from base 383 to 1402 and encodes 339 amino acids.
GUCACGCCCCUGCCUCUGUAAACACAACUAAUAGUCUGUAUGCAUUAUGGUGGCCAUGUUUUCUGUUCCCACUAUAGUAUAGUUUAGUAAAAGUCUGAUACUUGAUAUAUAAUCUAAAGACACUAUAUAAUCUGUAUUAAUACAAACGAGCGGCUUUAAGAACUCGGACGUAGAGACCAAUCAGGAAGUAGAUCAGAUCUAGAUCUGGAACAAAAUUUUCUAGUAGACCUCUCGAGAGUUUAGAUCUAGAUCUAGAUUAGAUCUAGCCUAGAUCUAUAUAUAUAGAAUCUAGAAAGCUGUCACUUUAGUGGAUUUAUUGGUCUAGUAGCACUUGUACAUACAGUUGGCAGAGAAAUCAGUUCGUUUCUAUAAGUGCAGAAUUAUGGGAAGCAGAAGAAAGAGUACUGGCGGGAACAGAGACGAUCAAUUCGAACCGGAGGAUGAGUCUAGUGGUCAACGUGUCAACCGAAUGAUCUACUUGGGCAUGGUGCAUCCUGGGACAUUUGCUCCUUGGGACGGACUAGAAGCCACUGUCCCAAACGCAGCGCCUCUGUGGGUGAUUGGCAACAGGUACUCCAGCACGUCGCUCUCCUUCAGCGACACCAACCAGUACCGGACAGAAGAGGACGACGACGAGGACGACGAGGACUCGGACGAGGAAGAGGAGAAGUACGAGGACGACAUGCUGAACAUCAUGAGGGCGCAGGUCAACGCGGAGAGGAAGAUGAGAAAGCUGAUGAGGAUCAACAAGAGGAAAGACGAGGAGGAGUGGAAGAGCUCCAAUUAUAAACUGACCAGUCUGAAGGGCAAAGGAGACGCCGAACUGAUUCGCUUGCUUUUUGUGGUCGCCAGCGAGCCCUUCACAGAUGAGAGGCUGACCAAAGAAGAGUGGGAAGAAAGGAAAUCAAGUACUCCCUACCAGUCACUGCCCAUCUUGUCCAGAUGUCGUAAACAGUGGGGAGAAACUGGAGCCAUCGUCCGAAUGUUGGCCAGAAAACUGUUGCUGAUGGGCGUAUUGAACGACGAACACCUGAUCGUUGAGGCGACCUACGAGAGGCUGAGGCGUUUACAGAGCAAAAACAGCCGAGCCAUCUCCUGGGUGAUAAACGGAGAGAAGAACAAGGAAAAACUGGAGUGGGCCCAGAGUCAGCUGCUACACGUCAUCCUGCCCCCUGCCCUCAAGGAGUGGGAUCAACUGAUUCAGAAGACUAGAGGACCAUUCAUUGCUGCCUCGGGAAUGACGAUGGCUGACCUGGCAAUCGUGGACUUCCUGGACCAGUGCUCGUCACACCUGAUGAUUGACACCCUGAUGUCGGACUACAUGGCCGUCAUUGACCUGAUCACAGUCAUCAAGAACAACCCGAGUGUCAGGAAGUACAGCGACGACCGUCAUGAAGAUUGAGAGCCUUUUCGGCCAGUGGAUUGUCUCUACAUACUUAGCUACUUUCUAGUACUAUCAAAUCAUUUUUGUUUUGUCCCUUGUGAAGGAAAUGGGCAUGUCAUUUUAGGAUCUAGUGUAAAAAAAAUAUAUUAAUCGAAAGAAUAAUCAGACAUUAUGGAAUAUUUCUGCUUUGGUUCUUGAUCUAAUGACCAUUUUAACUGUUUCAUUUAUACGAUACUUUAAUAGUCUUAAGUUGAGUUUCUGACAAGUUUAUGAUUAAUUUUGGUCGUAGACCUAACUGGAUACUAAGAAGUGUCAGGGGCCCCCCAAGCAAAUAUUAGAAUCCCUUGGGGUUUCAUCACUUUUAAGAUUAGUACUUUCUUAUUUCGGUAAUAGCGGUGGCUGAGUGAUAAAGGUCUCAUCUACCCUAUAGAUCGCAAGGUCUGAAAGGAGUACUUAAUUAAUUUUUUUUUUAAAUGUGUAUUUCAUCAAAGCUGUUAAGAAAAAAAAAAAUUAAAACACUGUGCAGAAUGUA